Toxoplasma gondii ME49 is the source of this 1091-nucleotide messenger RNA. RefSeq lists its product as hypothetical. The transcript has a single exon. Lineage: Eukaryota; Apicomplexa; Conoidasida; Eucoccidiorida; Sarcocystidae. The record is from RefSeq and is a predicted model, not a curated record. Bases 214 to 417 code for a protein of 67 amino acids.
ACAAACUCUGUUUGGGACGGUGUUCGCUAUUCCAUAAUAAUGUUCGACAACUUUCCAUAAGUGCACGAAGCUCGGGUUCGAGUAAACUGCUUCGUUUGUGUGCAGCUGUCGUAUGAAAUUGCCCAGUCUCUUCUGGACAGUAUCGGUCACAGGGCUGUGGUCGUCGGUGGGCGUUCUGCGUUUUUCUGAUUACGUCCUUUUCUGCUUCUAACGAUGGCAGGACCAACUGGUUUGCGUUUCGUACUUCACGAAGUCAGGCAAUUCGUGCCGCCAUGGGUUCCUUUGGGCAUCAUUGGAAUCCCUGUUUUUGCCAACAUGUACGGGAUGAUCAAGUUCAAGCACCUGAGCUUCUUUAACAACAAGCCGAAUGAGAAUGCCUCGAAGUUUGGAGGAGACGCUGGCAGCGAAGGACAUUAGGAGAUAUUUCAUCGUCAGACAUCCGUUGGGAAAAGACGUGAAGCAAUGUGUAACCCCGGUUUCUUUUUCGUGGGUAUUCACGGUGAACCGCGGAAGCUGACAGGUGUGGCGUGUGGCGCUGACUUGUGUGGAGGGUAUGUAUUCCUGUGUUGCCUGUGCGAGCUGGUGAGGGACAGUUUUCUUUGCAGAGUUUCGGGGAAGGUUUCACACUACAGAUGUGUGAAGUAGACGCUGGUGCAAAUGCCGUGCGAUGACUCUCCCAUGGCUGGUCUGUAACCGGUUUCAGAAACGCUAGGUUCCUGCCAGACAAUGAGCGUUAAGUUGCCAGUGUAACCAGUUGACAACUCUACAAAUUCUCCCAAUCGGGAGGUGUGGCAAAGUUAUGUGUAACAUCGACAGAAACAUCGUCGACGCGUGGCCUAACGUGUAACACUUCUGCUCCGACAUCCUGAUAGUGGUAACCAAUUCCUUCGGCGCGAAGCUUAGCCACCUGUUUUUGCUCGGCAUGGUAGGUGGUCUUCCCUAGCAUAUCAGAGCAACACAUAUCUUUCAUGCCCAUGCUGAAUACUGACGGGAAUACGACAAAAAAACCGAUGCCCGUGAAUUCAUGUGAACAGAUGACGCCGCCAAUGUUUAUGGUCACCAGGCAAGUUCGUGUAGAAAGGUGAACCUGA